UGCAAUCUUCAGGGUGAGCAGGCAGAAAGGGCUUGGUCGGGGUGUCACUGGUGUAUGUGUGCGGCUCUGGACAGCAGAAAACCGGGCUGACGACGCCGCAGCUGCUGCUGAAGCCCCGUAGAUGAAUCUCCUCCUCGGCUAUGCUGCCCUGAGAGCUCCGCGUGUACCCACCCUGCCAACAUGUCCGAUGUCAACAAGACUAUUCAGAAAUGGCACGCCAGUUUUAGGAAAGGCACGGACUUUGACUCGUGGGGACAAUUAGUGGAGGCGAUAGAUGAGUACCAAAUUCUGGCGAGACAGCUCCAAAAAGAGGUCCAGUCAACCAAUUCAACAGACUUCACAGAGGAGCAGAAGAAAACUUUAGGGAAGAUUGCAACAUGCCUGGAGAUGAGGAGUGCAAGUUUACAGUGCACACAGUCAACGGAGGAGUUCAAGUUAGAAGAACUGAAGAAACUGGAAACCAUCAUUCAGAAUAUUCUGACCUACAACAAAGAAUUCCCCUUUGAUGUGCAGCCAGUGCCCUUAAGGAAGAUCCUGGCUCCAGGUGAAGAGGAGAACCUGGAGCUGGAGGAGGAGGAUGCAGCAGCAGGAGCGGGCUCUACAGAAGCUUUCCCUCCGCGCGCCCCCGCUUCACAAGGUACCUUGUUGCCACGGUUACCCUCAGAGCCAGGGAUGUCACUACUAACGAUAAAGAUUGAAAAGAUUGGGCUGAAGGAUGCUGGGCAGUGCAUCGAUCCGUACAUGACCAUCAGUGUCAAAGAUGUGAACGGUGUCGAUCUGAACCCAGUUCAGGACACACCCGUAGCCUCCAGGAAGGAAGACACCUACAUUCACUUCUCUGUGGACGUGGAGAUCCAGAGACAUGUGGAGAAACUACCAAAAGGAGCAGCUAUCUUCUUUGAAUUCAAGCACUACAAACCCAAAAAGAGGUUUACCAGCACAAAAUGUUUCGCUUUCAUGGAAAUGGACGAGAUCAAGCCGGGCCCCAUCGUAAUUGAACUGUACAAGAAGCCCACAGACUUUAAGAGGAAGAAACUGCAGCUGUUAACAAAGAAACAACUUUAUCUUCAUCUUCAUCAGACGUUACACAAAGACAGCUAAGUCUCAGCAGGUGUUUGGUUUUAAAUCACCUCUUUUAGUCUGUCUUACAUCCACACGGUGCAACAUGUGGUGUUUCACUUCAUCACAUCCAGCAAUACUAAAUCAACCUCAUACAGCUUUUUAAAAAGAAUAUAUGAAGAAAAUAAAGGGAACUAAGCUCAGAACAAAAUAUUACUUUUAUAUUCUAUCUUCCUUUCUCAUUAUUUUUCAUAUCCCUGCUGUUGGAGUUAAAACUUAUUUGUUUUGUCUGAUUAAAGACGCAGAGCUUUCACACUACAGCAGGUGUGUGUUCAGUCAAAGCACCUCUUUUCGAGUCUUCCUUAGCUCACUGAUUUUGGGAAACGAGACAAAAUGUGAGUCAUCGCAGGUGCUUAAUCUGUGUCUUUCACUUUCUAUCACCACCCUUCGUUGGUGCUUUUAGGCUCUAAAGUUAAGUUUUAAAGCAAAACAUUAAAAGUAUCUGAAGCUGUCUAUUAUGUGGAAAUGAGGGGUGUACCACAAAGUGAGAUUAGAGGUCUAUUGACCCAAGGUCAGAGUUUUCAGUGCCACACAGCUGGCUAGAUAGACAGCUGCAGACAUCUUGAAGUAGAAAGCCUGAGUUAACAUGGAAAGUUCAUAACCAUGUUCGUGGUACCUUAUAUGAAGGGUUUCCCAUUGAGUGGCACUUAACUUGAACAGCAGGAAAGACCUUUACACAGUAUUCAUCAGCAGUGCAUUGAAUUAUUACACUCAAAUAACAUCUCUUCCCUUUUGAAAUGUUUGACUUGAUAAUUUGUAACCGCUGAGGUUGCAUCCAUCACACCCAUCCUUUGUGUAAAUGAUAAUAUCAGCAGCAUAAAGCUGCAGAAAAAGGUCAAAGGAUGGCAUAUGAGGCUAAUUUUUAACAUGAGAAAUCACACCUCAGUCAGUGAAUUUGUUGGAGGGAAGUAUUUUCAGUGUGUGGUAAACAUUGUACAACUUAAGGCUUUGUCAAGCCAGCUUAGUCAAAGAAAGCCUGGGUAAGUUAAACUUGCUUUGUGGUGUACCCCUUGCCAGGGAAAUCCUGGUGAUGGUUGGAAAUAAACACUGAGUAACAGCACAUAAAGACAACACUGAGUGCUCUGUAGAGCCAACAGACUUAAUAAAUCCUGAUAUAAUCCACUAAUGCCUUUAAGAGUGCACAUGUGCCAUAACUAAAGACUUUUAAUGUGUUUGAUUAUAACCAAGUGGAUCAUUGACAAGUGAGUCAUAAAAACCUGAGUAAAAGAGGUUUAUAUUUACAGAUCAGUUAUACAGCUUUUUGUUUAAACUUACAGCUAAUUAAAUUUUAAUAUUUUAUAACAAAAAUCAUUUUUAAAUAUCUGUUAAAUUAAAACUUUUAGCUAAUCCAUUUCCUACUGUUCACCUACACAAACAGACCAUCAUAACUUCUGAACAUCCAGGCUCCGUCUACAUCUGACAUCAGUCUACAUCUUUUUAAUCACUUGAGUUCAGCAAAUAAAAGAUGAAAUAACUCUGAGGUAUUGUCACAGUUUAAAACGUGUGAACCCUCUGGUGACUCAUUCAGCAAACAUGGAGAAACAUUUGAAGUGCAUUACAGGUAUAUUUUGGGCAGUUUCACUGCCUUUUUCUCACUUUAGCUGAUUAUCCAACUUGUUAACAACCAACUAGCUGCUAACUUUGCCUUAGUGCAUGGCAGAUAGUGCAGGGGGUCCUCCAAUUUACGGUGGCCUGCAAGGGCAGAUGACAUUAGGAAAAAAUGCACAGAUAGCUCUUCCAGUGAAUGUUCUCACAGACCUGCAGCACUUCUGUAAAUAAUUUACAUCUCUCUGCUUUGCAGAUGUGUUCUGAAUGUGUUUUUGAUUUUACUUUGUGUUGAUAUUUGCCGUGCCUUUUCAGGGCUGUAUUUGUUUUGGACAUUUGCACGUUGCAUCAUGUCUGAAUUUGCUUCAUGUUUUAACUAAAGUGUAAUUUUCAGUUACUGAUCAUUUGCUCUUGUUGGCCACCGUACUAAAAACCUCAACCAUACAGAUAAAUCCAGAAAAUCCAGGAAUGACAAGCUGCCAUUACUGCAGUGGCCUUGCUAUAAUCCCUAACAAGUCCGUUACUGAAGCAAAAACGAAAGAACAAAACAUGUUACUUUUCUCAUCCAAUGUUGAUUUGCUCCAUUUGAUUCCUGAAGUUGAUUUGGUGAUGGGAUAAAUGAUUAGCAGUGUGUACCUGGUGUUUUAUUUUGAAAGUCAACUGAUGCUCUGUGCAUUCACUGUCUGAUUUCCUGUUUGGGUCAACCUGCCCUGCUCAACUUGAUGCUUUCUGAAAGUGGCUUUGUCAAACUGCACAGAAGACAAGCUUUUACUUCAUGAAGAGAUAUUCUUCAGAAGUGGAUCAAGCAAACAUGAUUUUCUUUUCCCUUUCUGAAUGAUUUGAUGCCAUUUUUACCAUUCAUCUCCAGGCAAUGCAUAAAAUAAUUGAAUGUGUAUUUUAAUUCUACCAGCUAGCAAGUGUAAUGAUUUAAGAGCUGCAUUUAAUCAUUGCAGACCAGCUGCAUUAGACAAAAAUGACUGACGUAUUUAGAAAAAAGUUUUGCCAGUACUGCAGGUCUAUAAUAAUUUAAUAAAGCUUUUAAAUUAUGAUUCCAGCUGGUGAGUAGAAUAUUGUUACAUAUGUCAUCACAAAUAUGUGGCAAAUGGUCAAGAUUCUUCUUAAUCACAGUGGUAAGCAAUGUCUAAUAUCUUUAAUUUUGCUCAAGAUUGUUUAAUUAGGGUGCCUUUAUCAGCUGUCAACUACCCAUGCUGCUGUCACGGUCAGGAGACCACCACAGUAAUGGCCAAGACAGUCUGGCGGCAGAUCUCAGACACCCCCUCAUGCAGACCACUACAGUGAAACACAGCAGAAAUGUACUUUGAUAUGGAGUAUUUCCAUAUUAAAGAGAUUGAAGAGAAAGUCAGAUUAAACUUGCUGUUAGUAAAGUAAGGGUUAAGGAGAAUGUUAGGCUACCAAAAGUUUAAAAAAAAAAAAAAAAAAAAAAAACCUGACCUGCACAGUCUAAUCACAAAAUGUCCAAUAAAGCUGAGUGAACAGCCUGCUUAAAGGGAAAAAUGCUUGUCCUUCAAGAAAACACUCUAACGCAGCUAACACAGCUUUGGCUAAAGCUAACAAAGCUAACAAAGCUACUCAGAUAACGAAGCUACUUAGAUAACAAAGCUAUGUAGCUAACAUACUUUCAUUAUCAAUGUAGAUUACAAUGCUAUGUAGCAAUCAAAACUAUGUUAGCUGUGUAGAUAACAACACUACAUAAGCCAUAAAGGUUACAUAUUUACAUAGCUAAAGUGAUGCUACAUAGCAGAGUGUCAGAGGCUGGACCACACCUCAACCAUGCCUCUUCUUGCAUUUCCAUAACCUUAAACCUGACCAUUUCCUCCACUUUUGUUCUCGUACUCCACAACCCUCCCCAUCAUUCCAGUAUCUAAUCAAUUAAUGUCAAAUUGCAAUCUAGUUGAUGGUGUGGUUCUAGUUAGUGAAUUUGAAGCUAAUGUCACUACAUAGCUACAUAACUAAUGUAAAUAUAGCCAAAGCAAACUGAGCUACAUUAGCUAUGUUCAUUUAUGCUACAUUUGGCAAAGCUAAACACGUUUUAGAAGUAGUUGUGCCACCAAUGGCCAGCUUUUGCUUUUUUGCUUUAGCUAAAGCCAGUGCAGCUUCAUUGUUUUAUGUAGUAACGUUAACUAUAUAGCCAGCGAAGCUUCGUUUGCUUUAGCUGAAGCUAAUGUAGCUAUAUUGGCUUAUGCAGUAACGUUAACUACAAAGCCAGCAAAGUUUUGUUUGCUUUAGCUGAAGCUAUGUAGCUACAUUGGCUUAUGCAGUAACGUUAACUACAUAGCCAGCGAAGCUUUGUUUGCUUUAGCUGAAGCUAAUACGAGCCACCAGUUGCAUAACUUUUCCUAAAACAGGUCUCUAUAUAAUUUCAUUCUAGAUUAGACAUCGGACUUUUUUCUUGUCUGUUUAUGAAAUGCUGUUUAGCCUGUAAUGUUUGCUGUGUAGUUAUUUUAUGAUUGUAACCGCCACUUUUUGUUUCUAAAAGAACUUCUAAAAUGGUUGCAUUCCAAUGGUUGCCGCAUCUCACCAGAGUGGUCUUCAAGAGGUGGCAUCUGAGAUCUGCGGUCUGUAGCUAGACCCCUCUCAUUAUGGCAGCUCCCUCAAAACAGCCCAGGGUUCAUCUAUGUAACAAUGAUGUUGAACAUAAGAUGGCCCAAUUAGUCCUGAUGGAACACUCAGACUACAUAAGGGUUUUUUGUUUGGUUAAAGACAGUGUUUAACUCAGAAGUGGCAUUUUUUAACAUUAAAUACAUUUUAAUAUUCUUUGGUUUAUUAUUCUUAAGUCAUGGAAGAUUUCUCUAUCCUUGUGAGGUAAUUUACAUCAAACAUUUCUGAGCCAGAAUUUUUCCAAUUUUUUUAUCAUGUAGCUUUAAACGUCCAUGUAACUGAAUGUCCAACAAUAGUUUAUGCUUCAUUACAGACUUUUUAAUUAAAUCCACUAUAGUAUGAUUGAAUUAUGUAAAUUUUUUUUUUUUUUUAAGGAAUUAAGAGUGUAUUGGAUGCAGGAUGACUCAUGAUGUUGGUGUCUGUCCUGUAUUCAGGGUGAAGAUUUUAUAUUUUCCUUUUCUCCAUAUAAGCAGUCAUCUGGUUGGAUUAUUCAGGUGUGUUUUGAAUUCUAGUGUUAUUUUGUGUCAUCAUUGGCUUACGAAGGACUGUAAUGGUGCACGAUGUUUUGCUUUUCAGAAUCAUCUUUCAAUCUGUAGAUACGUAAAAGCUCACUACAUCUAUUUGAUUUUUUACACCACCCUUUUAUAAAGGGGCUUUUUGAAAAAAAAAUAAUAAUAAUGAAGUGUUCCUGUUUCCAUCCUGUCUUUGCAGAUGUUCUCCCUCACUCAAGCAUCUACAUUGUAAUAUUUGUUUUUCAGAUUUUAUUUUUGUAACAUCACGCUAUUCAGGACUGUAAAUUAACUGUAAGAUACACUAACUGAUGAAUAUACAGUAACUGUGUGUAUGGAUUGAUACGACGUGGUUGGACUGAUGACCUGUGGAGUGUUGUAGCUUGUUCACACUGAGGGGGAUUGUAUCAAAACAUUUACAAUGCUUUAAUUUUUAAUAAACUACAAAUGAAGAUGAUUGGUGGAUUUUUUUUC
Molecule: messenger RNA, 6266 nt
Organism: Cheilinus undulatus (humphead wrasse)
Lineage: Eukaryota; Metazoa; Chordata; Actinopteri; Labriformes; Labridae
Gene: aida
Product: axin interactor, dorsalization associated
Exons: 11
Coding region: 181-1101 (306 amino acids)
Biological process (GO): determination of ventral identity
Cellular component (GO): membrane
Molecular function (GO): phosphatidylinositol binding
Source: RefSeq, a predicted model, not a curated record